Messenger RNA from Eublepharis macularius, 9803 nucleotides. RefSeq names its product RAB43, member RAS oncogene family (gene RAB43). Bases 131 to 775 code for a protein of 214 amino acids. Gene Ontology annotation, molecular function: GTPase activity; GTP binding. Gene Ontology annotation, biological process: regulation of exocytosis; protein secretion. The transcript has 3 exons. The record is from RefSeq and is a predicted model, not a curated record. NCBI's taxonomy places the organism in Eukaryota, Metazoa, Chordata, Lepidosauria, Squamata, Eublepharidae.
UGCUGAGGCGGUCGCUGCUGCGGCCCAGACAGGGGGGAGGGGGCCGCCGCCUCCGCGCUAGGCCAGGCCGGGCUCUGUGGAGCGCCAGCGGGGCCUGGAAGGGAGUAGCAGCUCCGGCCGCAGGCGCGCCAUGCCCGGCCCCCCAGCAGCGCCUCCCGGGCCGGACCCGGAGGAACGCUACGAUUUCCUCUUCAAGCUGGUGCUGAUCGGAGAUGCCAGCGUGGGCAAGACGUGCCUGGUGCAGCGUUUCAAGACCGGGGCCUUCGCCGAGCGCCAGGGCAACACCAUCGGCGUGGACUUCACCAUGAAAAGCCUGGAGAUCCAGGGCAAGCGGGUCAAGUUGCAGAUCUGGGACACCGCUGGCCAGGAAAGGUUUCGUACCAUCACCCAGAGUUAUUACCGUAGCGCCAAUGGAGCUAUCCUAGCCUAUGACAUCAGCAAGAGGGGCUCCUUCCAGUCUAUUCCUCGCUGGAUCGAGGAUGUGAGAAAAUAUGCUGGCUCCAAUAUAGUUCAAUUACUAAUUGGAAACAAGUCUGACCUAAGUGACCUUCGGGAGGUUCAGCUAGAGGAAGCUCAGAGUCUGGCUGAACAUUAUGAUAUCAUCUGUGCCAUAGAGACUUCUGCGAAGGACUCCAGCAAUGUGGAGGAAGCUUUUGUAAAGAUGGCAACAGAGCUGAUGAUGAGGCAUGGCGGCCCUAUGUUCAGUGAACAAAACACAGACAACAUCAAACUUGACAGCAAGGAUGUAGUAGAAGGAUGGGGGUGUGGCUGCUGAUAUAGCUUAUGAGAGCUCUCAUUUUUUACUGGAAUUUAGAGGGGACCUUUCUGUCACAUUCACCCCUUCAUGCUGCAUAAUACAGCAGCAGUAUCCUCUUCUGCAAGCCCAGUGUUUUUGUAGGUUACACAUUGACAUAUGCGGGAUAUUUUUUUAAAUAUGAAGGGGCUUUGUUAUGUAGACCUGAAAAUCAACCUUUCAUGAGAGCUACCCUCUCUCACUUUGCACCAGAUUCUUUUCAGAGAAAUGUGAGCAAUUUGAAAGUACGCAGCUGGGACUUAUUUGUAUGAAAGUGUCUGAAACAAAUUGCUGUGUUACCGUAGCAGAAGUUGUCCAUCCCUCUCUACCUUCUCAGUGAAGACAACACUUCUGUUUUUAGGCCAGUGAGACUUACCGCUGCCGCUUUAAAUUCUCAACAUUCCACCAGGAAUCAGAAACCACACAGGGUCACAGUUUCUCUGCACGGGUUUUCAAGUAUAAGUACUUGAAUGUUUUUAAUACAGGUCAAAGCAGCUGACAUUCGCUCAAAAUGAGGAGCCUCCAUAGAAAUUAUAUUUUCCUAGAUAUUAAAAUACAGCAUUUGGGGAUAGGGAUACCAGAUUCAGCAGGUACAAGCCUGUUUGGAUAGAUUUUCUCUAAGGUUUUUUUCAAACAAAUAGAGCAAUUAUUAAUGACUAAUUCAUUUUAUUUCCACCUUGCACAUUUGGUCCUAAAUGCAUUUCAUCGCAUUUAAGUCCCAUUGAUUUUAAUAGAGCAUUCAUGGGAUAAAUGUCUGUGAAAUUCAUUGGACUCUCUUUUAAGUGAAUAGUUUAAGGCUAUAAUGUUAAUUUUUUAAAAUCAUUGCUUGUGCAAUUCUUGACAUUGAUGAUGUAGAUUUUAAUCCCCAGCUCAGCAUUCACAUCCAGCAUUAUGAGAAUGGAGGAGAUAUUUUGGAUAGCCUUUUAAAGCCAACAGCUUCUUUAAUUGCUUUAAUACAGCUAACCAGUUCAUUGAAAGCUAUUUGUGAUCAUAUAUGCUGAACACGAAUGUUGUUGCUUGAUUGUUUUAUGUGCAGGGUGUUAUCCUAGCUAGAGCUUCUUCUUGUAUCUUUGCCUGUGUAUCACCUUUGGGAAAGAAAUUGCCAGUAGACAAAUACGUAUGUGAAACUUGGAUUUUCAGGUAAUUCAAACAUCACACAAUCAUCUAUUAUUUGGCCUCUCCAGAGCAGUUUUGUUUAGAAGGUGCUCUUUGAUAAUUGUGUAGAAGCUUCUGCAUAAUCAGCUGUGGGAAACAUUACAAAUUUUUCCUGAAGUAACCACCUGUAAAUCAAGUAGCAGUUGCUUUUCUGCAUUAUAAACUAGCUCAUAAAUUCCUCAAAUAGGGAACAUUUUCUAAUUUGUGGGGAAAAAAAUUAUUUUAGUACAUCCCUCCCCUCUACUUCCAUUCCUUACAUUGAAUCCUAAUUUCUACUUAAAAUCCUACUCAAGUAAAUGGAGCUUACUCCCAGGAAAGUGUUCUUAGGACUGCAAUUCCAGUUGUGCAGGAAAAAUCUGUACUGGUGGAUAAGAAGUCUGCAGUCUGUUCAUCAGAUCCCCUGGACUAGAUUUGACAAAAGAACCUUCCUCUAACAGAAUAAUAGUAAUAAUAAUAACCGAUAUAUAUACUGCCAUGCAGGACAACUUAAUGCCUACUCAGAGCCAUUUACAAAGUAUGUCAUUAUUAUCCCCACAACAGUAAUCAACCUGUGAGGUGGGUGGGGCUGAGAGAGCUCCUAGAAGCUGUGACUGACCCAAGGUCACCCAGCUGGCUUCAAGUGGAGGAGUGGGGAAUCAAACCCGGUUCUCCAAAUUAGAGUCCUGUGCUCUUAACCACUACACCAAUCUGGCUCAAAGAAGAGUCACUUACUUUGGAGGCAGGCUUCAAACUUUACUCAGCUGAGUGGGAGGAUAAGGGGAGGAUCCACCCUGCUGUUUCUGCUCAGUAUAUUUUAUUUGAAGAAUCUUGCUAGCUGUUCAUCUAAGGUUAAAUUUAUGUCUGCAAUUUAAAAUUACACAUGUUGGCCACAGUCAGUUUCUGUUUUUGAGCACCUGAAACCUAGAAAGAAGAAGAACAAAUAGAUUGAACGUUUUAAGCCAGGAUUAAGUGCUUUGUUUUUGUUACCUUAAAAUCUCCUUUCUGAAAAUACUGAAAACCAAGUCUGAAAAACAGGACUAUGCAGGUAGGCACCUAGAUGUCAAAAAGAAAUCCUGGGAAUAGCAUAUAUUCUUCUGGAGAAGAACUCUUUGCUCUAACCCUUUCCUUUAAAUUCAUGUAUAUUUUCAAAUGAGUUUGUUCAUACUGCAUAAACUGCUGCAGUUCAUAUUGUGAUGGGGUCUGAUUAUGAAUGAGCAAUGUACAAUAGAGCUCCAUCCCAGUUCUGUUUGCGUGCAAGCCCUUAUUUCCCUUGCUGAUUUCACUACAAGUUUAGCAUUUUCUUCAAGCCGUAUAGAUAAGAUUAUAUGAGGGCUCAUAAAACAUUGUUAAGAGACUGAAGCCUAGCUUUUGUGACAUAUGCUGAUAACACAGACAAAUAUAAGCUCAGACCUAUUUUGUUUUCUCAUUUUAACCUAUCUAGUGCGUCUUUUUGAGUGGGUGUCUGGUAAAGGGCAUGAACGGUGAAUAUAAUGGGCCAAGAAAAUGGCAGCUGCUGAAGCCACCUGUGUCACUGUAAAACUUCCCUCUGUUUGCCAGUAUUUUAGAGGAAAAGAUCGUGAUAAGGUUGCUGCUGAGGAGUGUCCCCUGUGGAGGGAGGGUGUGGCUGUGCGCUUGGGUGGAGCAGAGAACACUGAUCUGGACUUCAGCCUACUGCCCCACAAGGUGGAGGUAGCAGCAAUGAGUGCAUGAGGGUUGGUGAAUGUGGCAGGGCUUCUCGUGUGGCUGGGUAGGACAGAAUGGUUGGACAGCUGUAUGCAGAAAAAAUGCUGUGCACGUGCGUACGUGCUCCAGUGGCAUGCAGUGCUUGUAGCCCUUGGGUCUUGCCUGUGGAAGGGGGCAGUGUGCGCCACAGAAUGGAGGGGCUUUAUGUCGUGUGGGGCUUAGGCUGGGCCGUAGUUUUUAAAAGGGAAACUUAGCAAGCAGAUGUUGGGGUAGAUUAUAUCACUGGAAAGAAAUUAAGCAUUAUUUCCCUCAGUUUAUAAUAGUAACGAUUUCUCAGAAAGGUAGGCAGUUUUCUCUCAGAUGUUCUUUUCCAUUGAAGGUCUAAAAAUAGUUAUGCAACUUAAGAGGCUGGAAUACAUGAAUUUAUUUGUAGCAAAGAAAUCACAUUUUUGAUCAGCAUCUCUUUUCUCUCCCCUUCACCCUCUCAGGGCUGGUUCACUCCAGCCUUUUAUGUUGCAAUAACGUGAAUUACUUGUUGCAAAUUGAGGUAGCAGAGCAGCCAUUCAGUUGCUUUGCUCCAUGGCCAGUCGGCUGAUAGGAGCUGGCCCUCAGCUACAUGUAAAUGAGCUGUGGAGGCUGCCUAGUUUAGCUAGGCAUUAUUAAAUACAUUGAGGCUGCAAUCCAAUGCACAGUUGCCUGGGAGUAAGUCCUACUAAACUUCUGAGUAGACCUGCUUAGGCUUGUUCUCUGAGAGGUGCAUUGCUUUUUCAUAGUUUAUUUAAAAUAGCAAACGUGUCUUUAUCAUCACCUUUAGAUAAGAAUUCAACAUAUUUGUACGCUCUAUAGGAAUACCAAAGACACACAAAGUGGAAGAGGAAGAUUGAUUUACUCAAAGGUGUCAGGUGCAGAACUUAUGCUCAAUAGGAAAAGUUUCAGAUACACCUUUGGAAGCAAAUGACAUGCACCAGGGUCAAAUCCACAUUACUCAUUCUAAGUCGCAUGUUCCCUGCAUUCCCAAGUGCCGGUCACAUUACCUCAUUAAACAGACGCAUUUCAUUCGCAUGUCUCCCGAAUAUGUGGUCACAGGUUUUCAACAGGAGAUUCACGGUGGCCGUGAACAGGCCAAUGCGCAAUUUACGCGGUUUUUUAAAAAACCACCCCCCCUUCCUGUCUCCGGCCGUUCCGAGAGUUCCUAUUGGCUGAUUCAACUCGCAAGUGCUCCAUAGUCUGCAAAAGACUGUUUUUGACUUCAUAGCAUUGGAUUUAUUGAUUAUGCUGUUUCUGAAUCAAAUCUGGUAGUUUGAAAAAUCAUUUUGGGGUGAAUCCAUCCUCAGAACGGACUCGCGAAACUUCCUUUUUAACUGUUUUUUAUUUUUUUUAUUUUAUAUUACUGUAAUAUCGAAAUUACGAAAUAUCGAAAUAAUGACACUCCAAGGAAGUGAAACUUCAGUAAAAUUCAGGCACUGAACUGUCCUGCAUAGGAAAUGCCCACGAAAGCUUCCCACAUGCUUCCAAAUUUCCAAAAAAGAAACGGGAGAGAGCCAUCAGUGCUGUCAGUGGGGGAAAGAGAGGCAUCAUUAUCUUCAAUGAUGUUUCUUUAUAAGGCAAGAUCGAAAUAACGGAAAAGUGCGCUCAAAAAAUUUUUAAAAAAUGGGCGGGAAAAAAAGUUCCCUCCCAAAAAAGUGGUUUUCGAGCAGCCGUGUGACCGGAGGGACGCGUGAGAAAGACGGAUUGGAAGCAGGAAUGUGAACGAAGAAAAAAUCGCGGAUUGGAGGCAAACGGAAGAUAUCCGAUAAACAUGCGGGUAAUGGGUGAAUGUGGAUUUGACCCAGAUUCCGAUGAUGUUACUUGAUGAUAAGUUUCACAGACCUAGGGACCCUUCAGCCAUACCAGGUGUCAUUUACAAGACGUACAUUUUGUGGUGUAUAUUAUGCACAAGAAGCUUUAUUUAUUGCACAGAAUUUUGGCCAUUUGAAUACAUGCUCCAAUUAAAAAUGGAUUGCAUCAUGUUUUACUGUUUAAAAUUGGAUGCUUUUUGUACUGGAAUUUUUACAAAAUGAAAUACAAAUUGGAUUCUAUUAUGUCCAAAUUAACUUGGAUGUCGUGUAGUGUAAAUAUGCAGUGAUGCACAUGUAGUGAGUGAAUUAGUGGCAUGUGACUGGGGUUUAUGUCAUAAGCAUUAGCAAACUGUUUCCUGGUAGCAGAACAUUAACUAGACUGUCUGAAGGACUAGUUUUAGAUAGAGUUCUGUUCAUAGCAGGCACUGCUCAGCCUUAAAACAAUGUUGUUUGUAGCGGCUGUUUGUGUUUCAGAAUUUCCAGUAGAAGGUUAUAUAUUGUAGAAAAUGUAAAAUGAACUGUUUCUUUACUGGUUUACAAGAUGAAAUCUAAUCUUUGCGAUAAGGCAAAGAAAAUACAACCUGUGAAUACUAUUGAUUUCUCAGCUAAUUAUGUGCAUACAUAGUACUUUUCAAAUAGCAUAGCUUCUUGGGUUUUGUUUGUUUUUGCAAUAGCUAGCAUGUGAACCUGUUGGCAAAGUUUAUCUUAAUGCAUAGUCUAUGCAAAUAUUUGUUAGUGCUAAAUAUCCCUUUAGCACAGUGCCUUCCAUUUUUGUUUUAUAUAAAACUUCAAAGGAAUAACAAAAAGGGUAAUAAUGGAAGCAUGUAGACAUGGACCCCCUAGUUAUGUUGCUCUUGGAAACAAACAUUGAAACUAUUUUGCAAGUUGCACUUAAGUAAGGAGAAGUCCUGCCUAAUUUGAAAGCUAGAAUUCAUGUCCCUCCCAAAGGGAGAAUUACCUGUGCUUCUAUCUUACCCAGCUUUUUUGUAAUGUGUGAAGCCAUUCUAAUAUUAUCAUACCACAAAGGAGUUGGGUGUUGUGGCAGGUCUCUCUGCUAAUAUUCUGCUGGCUUUGAAAACUUUCAAGCUAGGCCAUACAGAAGAAGCAGUUUCCUGCCUCUCUUGCCUCUCUGUGUUUUUUCCUUUCCUUCUUCCUGCUCCACCCAGUCUUUGCUGGCCCGGUGCAGGGUUUCUAUUUCUGGUGGUAGCGUCAGAACAUAUUGACUUGGUGCCUGCAGUUUCUGGGUUGUUCAAAUGGGCAAAAGUGAAGAAAAUCUGGAAUACGAGGAGCAGAAUAAAGAAAGGAAACAUUGCCAAAUAUGGAUGGGGUUUAGUGGAUGGUAACAUACUUGGAUGUAAGUUCCAUGGAAAUUAUGGGGUUACUUCCACACACUGAGGUGUAAGCACCUACCUCACUGCACUGCAACCCUAAAUCCUAUUGAUUUGUACAGCUAGUAAGGAUUCCUACAGGGUAUAGUAUGUACUGAGACAAUCUGGAAUGCUUAGCUGUUAGGGUUUACCGAAAAUGUUUAUGCAGUUAUUUUAGCUACUGCAAUUUGUAUGUCAAGAAGAUAAUAAACACUGCACGAAUGGUUCACAUGCAUGCUUUUACUACAUUGAUACUACUCAGAGGCAUCUUUCUAUGGUACCGAUAAUUUUUCAACAUUCAGAAUUUUAAGUUAUUUGUAUUGUUUUAAGGAAACAGUAGAAAAGUACCACAUUUUCCUCUCUAAGACACCAUUUCUCACCCUUUUGCAACAGAAGAAAACACUGCCUCUUUUGAUAAAUUCUGAGAUUUUAGAUACCUCAUGAAUGAACAACACUUCCUGAGCGAGGAUAUACAGUCCCAGUUUCUCAAGAGGGGUCUGCUUUCAGAAGCAUGCAACUAUACACUGACCUGUCUGGUGAAUCUGGAACCAUGCAGGUAGAUUAGUGCUGAAGCGUAUCUACGCUUCGAUGAGUAUCCGCCAAUGCCAGUCACUAUUUGGUUACAACGCCGGUAGGAAUGUGAAUCUCUGCUGAUGCUUCUGCUGUUUCUGGAUAGAAUGUUGGUGUGUCCUUAGAGUGCUGUGUGGGAGAUGUUGAGACCUUAAAAUGGAGUAUGCAAAUGUUAAAAUUUCAAGAAACGUUAGAAAACUUAAGUCCUCAAUUUGGAACAAAAUGAUCCCCUGAGUUGCCUCGCACACACACUAAAGAAGAUGUCUUUAUGACAAGAAGUGGUGUCUUGAAAGGCAGAAGUGAAACAGAUGUGGACUUGCUGUUGUGCAACAAACCCAUAAGUAAUCUAAAAACAGAGACCUCAGUCCAGAGAAAGUUAGUUAGUGCCUUAGCCAGCAGUCUAGUUUCAGUGAAAUCGGUAGCACUUCCGAAGUCAACUGUUUUAGAAUUGUGGUUAAAGUCAGACUGAAAUCAUUGGGACAAAUUAGUCACUAGCAGUGAUGGGUAAACUCCCUGUGGCGCAGAUGUUAACCAAAUCACUAAAUAAUAUGCAGCAUCUGUGAACAUUUGACAAAGAGUUUUUUAUUAAGAGACUUAAAUUGGCCUUCCUGUUUUGCAUGUGCUGCUUGGAAUUGUAUUGUAGAUGCAGGGGGAACCUAAGAGUAUUGCCUAGGCAGCUACAUGAUGCUCCUUGUCCUCCUCCCCAAGUACAUUAACCUAUCCAUGUCACCAGCAUAAUGGUAGUGAUGGUGGUGGAGGUGGCAGAAACUCCUAUGGUGGUUAUAGUUAAAUUUAUAAACUGUUCAUGUCACCUAUAGUAUGAGUAAGGGGUUAUAGUAAUCAACUUCUGAGUAUGUGCCAAGAAUGGUUACCAGUCUCACUUGCCUACUCUGACAAAGGCAGAGCAUGCAGGUGCAAAAGUGGCACAUACAUUCAAAAUACAUCCUUUUUAUUUUGAAUGGAGUAGUAAGUUGAGAACAAAAGGGCUGAACUUGAAACAAAGUAUUAGACACAGGGACAAUUUUUAGCCAGUUAUUUUCAGAGCCUUGUGAUGCCACUACUGACAACUACCUUAAGUUCCAUUGAUUGUAGCAGGCCUCAUGUGAUUUGCUUACAUAUUUAAGAACACAGGCAAAUAUUUUUAUGACAGCAUGUCAGCACAAAGAGCAUUUUACAUCCUUAAAUGGCAUGUUGAUGCUCUAUACCAUAGCUUAAUAGUAAAAAGUCCAGUAGCACCUUUAAGAUUAACCAACGUUAUUGAGGCACACUUUCGAGAACCACAGCUCUCUUCGUCAGAUGCCAUCUGACGAGAGCUGUGGUUCUUGAAAGCUUAUGCCUCAAUAAAGUUGGUUAAAGGUACUACUGGACUUUUUACUAUUUUGCAACUACAGACUAACACUGCUAACUCCUCUGGAUCUAUUACCAUAGCUUAGUCUCUGCCCUCUUCUUUUUUCCUAAAUGUAAAGCUCCUCAGGGGGCAUGAUGGGGUUUGAGUGAAGGGGCUGCUUCUGCCAUUUGCCCAUUCACCAUUCCACCCAUUCUUUUUCCUCUUUAAGGGGAAAGAUACAGAAACACAUUGAUGUGAACUUGACAAGAGCAAGAUUCUCCUCUUGACUCAAGUGUGUGAUCCUGUAUUGUAAUUUCAUUGUUUUUAGUGAAAAAGAUCUCAGUCUGCCUUUCAGGACAUAGCUUGAAAGUAAAAUGUGUAGAAAAGUGCAGCGAUGUUAAAGACUUGGGUGGGUGGGGAUGCAGACCUGUAUUUACUGGCACGGGCUGGGAUCUAAUAGAACUAGUGUCUCAGCAUUAUUUUUGGAAGGGGAAGUUAAGAAAUCAGUAGUGAUGAAUGCUGGUUCAGUCUGUGGAGGUUCCUCAUGUGCUGUGUUGUCAGUGGCAUUUCCUGCUCUGUAAUAGUGCCUCGCUUAUUGGUUUGGGGUGGUUAGAAAAUCUUGUGUCCCACGGACACACAGCUACCACUAGCCAUAAUGAGAAGGCCUGGCUCACAUACUUAGUGGGGAGAGAGCUCUAAUUCAUAUUGAAUUCACUCACUUCAUUCCAAAAGGACCUAAGGCUUUGAAGAACUCCAGUGUUACUGAAGUGAUCUGCAUUUUCUAGAACUGUUUUAUUGCUUCUAAUAAUCAAGGCUGCUGGGAACAGGCACAGAGCCCAUCUUUCCAAUCACUGGCAACUGUCUUGCUUUUCCAAGCCAAGUGUUUACCAGAGGAGGUGAAAUGCAAGAUGACAAGGGAACAAAGUUUGCAUACAAUAGUCAAUUUUGAUAUUUUACUGUCGCCUAUUUAUGAAUUUAUAAAAAUUUAUUUUUAAAAACUAUGAAUCCUACUUUUUUUGGUAAAUUUUAGCAACGUCUGUAGCAAAUACAUUGUAUUGUGUAUAAUUAAAAUUAAAAGAAACAUUUGACUA